CAACUGAAAUAAAAGAGCAGAUUAGAAUAAGCUCGGUCGGCGAAUAUGUUUUAAGGAAAUCGAACCAUUUAUCGAGAGCUAGCGGAUAGCUAGGUGCGUAUCGAAUAUUCAAAAAUAACUUCGGGGGUGCGAUUGACCGGAUAAUAGAUCGCCGGUUUGGAGUGUUUGUUUUGACCCAACAAGCCGGUCGCCGCCACGCUUCUCUCCAAAAUUCGAACCCGCGUCGUCGAGUAUUCCUGCUCGACGCUCGCGAUCUUCUCCUCUGUCGUGCUCGCAUGCAAUAUGGCUAUGUACGGACGUUAUCACGGUAGGAACAAUGAAGAGCUCGUCCAACAUCUCAGGCGAUCCAGAGUGAUUAAAUCUGAUAGAGUGUUUGAGGCAAUGAAUUCUGUGGACAGAGGAAAAUAUACUCAUCCUAACCAUGCUUAUAUAGAUGCUCCACAAGGGAUAGGUUACGGCGUCACCAUUAGUGCUCCCCAUAUGCAUGCGUAUGCCCUGGAAUUGCUUGAAGAGAAACUGCGUAAUGGUGGAAAGGCAUUAGAUGUUGGUUCUGGUUCAGGAUACUUGACAGCAUGUAUGGCCAUUAUGUUAGGAACACAUGGAUUAGCUGUUGGAAUCGACCAUAUUCCAGAGCUUCGAACAAUGGCUGAAGAAAAUAUUCGACACGACAAUCCAGAACUUUUGCGCGAAGGACGUGUGGAAUUAGUUGUCGGUGAUGGGAGAUUGGGAUAUCCUGAUCGUGCACCAUAUAACGCUAUUCAUGUGGGAGCAGCCGCUAAAGAACUGCCGCAAGCGUUGAUAGAUCAAUUAGCACCUGGUGGACGUUUAGUAGUGCCAAUGGGCCCCGAGAACUCGGAUCAAACCUUAGUGCAAAUCGAUAAGACUAUGGAUGGCAAAAUCAAGCAGCGGCCACUAAUAGGAGUGAUGUUCGUCCCACUCACCGAUAGGGAACGACAAUAUCGUCGAUCAUGAGAUACGUGUCUGCUCCAAUAAGUGAGCGCCACUUUAUUAUUUAUAAUUACAAGUAUUAUUUUAUUAUUCUAACAUUGUACACAACUUUACUCACGUAAAACGUGUUAGAGAAGCAAUUUAACUGCAUCAAAUACAUAAUUUUGUUAAAAAUUUUUAUAAAUAUUAAUCAAAAUCUAGCAUUAGAAAAUAUUUCUGUAUCUUUGAGAUUACCAACAUUUAGAAUUAAGUUUUUAUUUUUUUGGUAUCAUAUUUUAUUAAAUGUAUUAAUUUUUUUAAUAAGAGAACAACUAGAUAUUGUUGUAAUUUUUGCUUGCAGAAAAUUUUGCUUUGUAUCUAAAUAUGCAAUAAUGUCGAUUAGUGAUAUUAUCUAGUCUUUAGAUAUUACAUAAAUAUAAUAUAUAUAUGAAUAGUAACCGUCAGGAAAAAGAACUAGAUUUAAACUAAUGGCUAUGAUAUUUAAAUUAUAAUGUUAAUAUAAACUUAUAAUUUGCAGUUGUGUUUAAUAAUAAUAUUAUUAUAAUAAUAUAAUAGUUGUAUUUAAUAAUGAUAAACAUAAAACUUUAAUUUACAUGAUAUAAAUAAGACACAAGAGAUUCUUUUCGCUUUAAGCCAAAAUCUAAAGUAUAAUUUUCUAUUUGACUUUUUGUAUUAUUUAUUUGCUCGAUAAUAAAUUUUUAUGUUAAGUUUCUUCAAGAUCCCAUUUUACAAAUUAAAUGAAAAGAGAAUUAUAUACAAUUAAGCAGUUUAUUUAUUAACGAUAUGUAUAAAAUUGUUUACAUUUUUCUGUAUAAUAAGACUUUUAUAAAUAAUAUAUAUAAUAUAUAGUAUAUUAUUUAUUUUCUAUGGUUUAAUUGAUCUGUAUUUAUGAUCUGUGUAUCCUCUCCAAUUAUUGAUCUGUAUUUCUUAAAGUUAUAAAUAUAGAUGCAGUAUUUAAAAAUAAAUAUAUGUAUUUCAAAAAAUAUACAUUUAAAAUAUACAAUGACUAGAA
Molecule: messenger RNA, 1960 nt
Organism: Formica exsecta
Lineage: Eukaryota; Metazoa; Arthropoda; Insecta; Hymenoptera; Formicidae
Product: protein-L-isoaspartate(D-aspartate) O-methyltransferase-like
Exons: 5
Coding region: 283-972 (229 amino acids)
Biological process (GO): protein modification process
Cellular component (GO): cytoplasm
Molecular function (GO): protein-L-isoaspartate (D-aspartate) O-methyltransferase activity
Source: RefSeq, a predicted model, not a curated record